This is a messenger RNA of Sphaeramia orbicularis (orbiculate cardinalfish), 2208 nucleotides long. RefSeq names its product SH3 and SYLF domain containing 1 (gene sh3yl1). Gene Ontology annotation, biological process: regulation of ruffle assembly. The coding region runs from base 148 to 1245 and encodes 365 amino acids. The transcript is spliced from 11 exons. Gene Ontology annotation, cellular component: ruffle membrane. The record is from RefSeq and is a predicted model, not a curated record. Gene Ontology annotation, molecular function: protein binding; phosphatidylinositol binding. Lineage: Eukaryota; Metazoa; Chordata; Actinopteri; Kurtiformes; Apogonidae.
GUAGCCCCGCCCUUCCCAGUCACCGGGUCACAUGACUCUGGGUCAAAGCUCUGCGCGUGUGCGCGCGGCUUCGUGUGAGGCGGAAGUGGAGAGAGUGGAGACGGAGCUCACCUGGAGCAGGUGAAGAAGAAGAAGAAGAAGGAGAAAAUGAGUAAUCCCAUCCCGUCCAAUCUGAAGUCUGAGGCCAAGAAGGCCGCCAAGAUCCUGAGGGACUUCACCGAGAUCUCCAACCGCAACGGACCCGACAAACUCAUCCCCGCUCACGUCAUCGCCAAGGCUGAGGGUCUGGCCAUCAUCUCUGUCAUCAAGGCUGGAUUCAUGAUCACGGCCCGAGGAGGAAGUGGCAUCGUCAUCGCCCGACUCGCCGACAGACGCUGGUCGGCGCCAUCAGCCAUUGGCAUCGCCGGUCUGGGCGGAGGCUUCGAGAUUGGAGUGGAGGUGUCGGACCUGGUCAUCAUCCUGAACCAGCGGCGAGCCAUUGAGGCCUUCACCAAAGGAGGAAACCUGACGCUGGGUGGGAACUGUACAGUGGCCGUGGGACCCAUGGGCAGGAAUGUGGAGGCGGAUGUGGCGCUACGCAGCACAGCCGCCGUCUUCACCUACUGCAGAUCCAGAGGGUUGUUUGCUGGUAUUUCUCUGGAGGGAUCGUACCUCAUCGAACGCAAAGAAACCAACCGCAAGUUCUACUCUCAAGACAUCCGAGCGUCGGCCAUUUUGAACGGUGACGUGGAGCCUCCGUCGGAGUGUUACGACCUGUACCACAUCCUGGAGGCCUACACCGAGGCCUACACCGCCGACUGGACCAGCAAGCACCUGAACGUCAAGUCAUCGAUUCCACCAUCCAGACCUCCAGCCCCUUCUCAGCAGAGACCAGCAACCAGUUACCAACCUCCACCGCCCAGUUACCAACCACCGGCAACCAGUUACCAAGCACCACCGGCAACCAGCAACAAGCCUGUAAACCGUCUGUAUCCGAGUGUGUCUGUGUAUAAAUCUGAAACAUCAGGUCAGUUCAAGUCCAGAAACAACGACCACGGCGGGGCUUCGUCAGAGGGUGGAGCCAGCGCGGCACUGGUUGUCACGGCGACCCACCCCUUCACCGGUCAGCAGCCCGGCGACCUGAGCUUCAGCCCCGGUGACCGCAUCACCGUCACCACCCGGACCGAGUCGCAGUACGACUGGUGGGAGGGGCAAACGGACGACGGCCGUGUGGGCAUCUUCCCCGCAAACUUUGUUACAUACUGACGGUGACGCCGCCAGGUGGCCAGAGGCGGGACUGCAGGAGGGGUCAAAGUUCAUGAUUGACGGGUUUGACUCCGAAUAAACGGCUUUGUCAUAAUGGUGAUGAUGAUUAGUCAUAAAAACAGGGAUUUUCUUCUUUUUCAUUUAACGUGAAUUUAAUUGUCAUUCAUUUAUUAUUUCAGGAAUGAAUCCAGAAACAGAUUAUAUUCAGCUUUUAUUAAAACUACAAGAUACAACAGAAAAAAAGGAAGAAAAAAACUUGAAGGAUUCCACACAAAGUCGAACAUUUACAGAAAACAAUUGUAAAAAAAAAGGAAGAAAUUCAAGUGAAAAAACGUAUUCAAGAUUAAAUUUGAGUAAAAAAAAAAUCCGUACGAUUAUGAAGUCACGAAUCUGAGAAGAAAGAAGAAAUUCUCAGAUUAAAAACCAAAAUGUAUAAGAAAAAAAAUCACAAGUUUGAAAUAUUGAACUGAAGAGAGAGGAAAAAAAAGAAAUAAUGUGACAACUUUAAAUAAUAGCUGGUGGUUGGGUGUUGCAUUCAGGACCUUAAGACUGUGGGAAAUGUCAGCGCUUCCCUAAUCUAGAAUCUGGUGGCGUUUGAUAUUUAACAGGUUGUGGUGAAUUUAGUCGAUGCUAAUGCGAUCAAUACCUUUCACUGUUGUUUUAGCUUUGAAAGAAAUACAUCUGAAUUUAUAGUGUAGAUAAAAUAGAUCAAAUGAAGUAGUUUUAUUUUUAUUUAUAUGAAUAAACUAAAAGAGCAACUUAAACACAUGACAAACCUACUGAUUUAUUGAUUUCUGGUGAAGUUUUGGAGGAAAAUGUGACAUUUUUAGGUGUUUUUUCUGCACUAAUGGAAUAUCUCAGUUACAUUAAACAUUUUCUGUUACAGUGUUUUGUUUUGAUGAUUUUAUUUUAACACAUCAUCAGAACUUUUGUUACUUUAAUUAAUCAAUAAAUCCUUAACCA